AUGGCUACAGAAAGGCUCAACAAGUUCCAAAAUGCUGUCCAGGCAGUUGGAUCGGAGCAACUCCUCCCAAACGCGAUCGACCGUAUCGCAAGGACCGACCCAGAGAGACUGUAUGCCGAAAUACCAUUGUCUACAAUGGCCUUCGAUGCAGGCUUUCGGUCGGUCUCAUACGCCGACCUUGCAAACGCAUGGAUUCAUCGUGCUCUUGGAUUCUCAAGCACCUGUGAGCCUCUGUGUUACAUGGGGCCUAAUGACCUGACACGAAAUCUGAUCCUGCUGGGCAAUUGCAAGGCAGGAUACUCGACUUUAAUGAUGACCCCAAGAUUUAAUGCUAUCGCCCAUGAGAAUUUUAUCAAACAAUGCAAUUGCAAUAAGAUUAUAAUACCUCAAGGGCCUGAGUCUGCUGAUAAAAGUAUCGUCGCCCUGUACGACAAAGUUCUGCGAGCACCUACACUUGAAGAGCUAUUUUCGGAGAAAUUUCCACACUUCACAUUUGAGAAAUCUUUCCGAGAGGUCAAGACUGAACCGCUGGUAAUACUUCAUACUUCUGGUACCACUGGCUUUCCGAAACCAAUUAUCUGGACACAUGAGUAUGUUGCGGGCUAUGUAAAAGAAAGAAGACUCGAUACCCCGAAAGGAUUCGAGAGCACCGAUAGGCUAAUGUUGGGAGGGAGACUAAUCUGCUCCUUUCCUCCUGCUCAUGCUGGUCCUACAUGGGUUACUCUACUUUUCACGGUUUACUGUGGUUCAACAAUGGUUUACCUGUUGUCGGGCAUGCUACCAACAGUCAGCAUGCUCGUAGACUGUGUCCAACGCAAGAAAGUCGAUGCUCUUAUCUUAGUUCCGCCUCAAAUAGAAGAGCUUGCCACCAACUCUGAAGCUCUCCAAAUCAUUUCACAGAAUGGUGAAACCAUUUUCUAUGCCGGAGGAGAUGUUACCAUCGCUGCUGGAGAUAUCAUUUCUUCAAAAAUGAAGCUCGUCACAACUUGUGGAUCAACCGAGCAAGGGUUCUGGCAUACUAUCCAUCCAACUGGACCUUGGAACCCGAAGAUAUGGAAAUACAUGCGUAUGCAUCCGGCACAGAAUUUGAGCUUCCGCCACCAAUCUGAAGAUUUAUUCGAAGCAACAUACACCCUCAAUGAAAGUCUUGACGGAUACAAACAGUCGAUCUUCACUAUCUUUCCUGAGAACCCUGUAUAUCCUACAGGAGAUUUGUUCUCUCCACAUGCAGAUGAUCCUGAACUAUGGCAGUUCCGCGGCCGAGCAGAUGACAUGCAAUCUUUCAUCACGGCAGAAAAGUUUUACCCAACACAAAUGGAGCGUAUCAUUGGAGCGCAUCCAGGAGUUACUGCUGUUCUAUUUCUUGGAACGCGCCGCCCCAAGGGUGCUUUACUCGUUGAGUUGCGAAACCCAUCCGAGGACAAGGCUACCUUUCUUGAAUCGUUAUGGCCGGUUGUUGAGGAGGCGAAUAAACCCGUGCCAUACACUGCUAAAAUCACUAAAGACAUGAUCUUAAUCACAGACGAAGCACUUGCAAUGGCCAGAUCUGUUAAGGGUACCAUUGAAAGAAGAAGUACAGUGAGACUUUAUGAAGAGAAACUUAACAUUUUGUAUGCAAUUCAUGCUUAGAGCACAAUUUUGCGGGUAAAUAACCAAUUCCCUGUAUUGGAGCACCCUGAAUAUGAAUUGUCAUGACAGAUCCGCAUUCUGAAACAGCCCUUAACGAAUGCAAAAAUAAAUCAUAAUGUUUCUUGUUGAUAUUGUUCGAUCAAACGCGUUCAGAACAUUCGGUAAAAAAUGAGAAGGAAUUAAACCUCAGAUCCUUUAUUAGCCUUACGGGGCAAAACCCUCGUCACGAUGAUGUACUUCAGAGCUCUGAAACAUUCGAUUUACAUGCUAGUAUUAACUUUUGAUUGAAGAUAAGUUUUCAAUCUCAAAAUAUAUGUAUCUAUCUAUUUGGGUCAAAUUCAAAUUCAAUGUAGAAGAACGCAUGCCAUAGAUAGUUAAGUGCCCAAUGGUUGACCAUUGAAGCUUAGUUUAAGCCUAUCCUUAUCAAUGUUGCAACCCUAAUCCAAAGUCUAGACCGC
This is a messenger RNA of Botrytis sinoallii, 2087 nucleotides long. RefSeq lists its product as uncharacterized. Lineage: Eukaryota; Fungi; Ascomycota; Leotiomycetes; Helotiales; Sclerotiniaceae. The transcript is spliced from 4 exons. The record is from RefSeq and is a predicted model, not a curated record. Bases 1 to 1629 code for a protein of 542 amino acids.